Molecule: messenger RNA, 645 nt
Organism: Radiomyces spectabilis
Lineage: Eukaryota; Fungi; Mucoromycota; Mucoromycetes; Mucorales; Radiomycetaceae
Exons: 4
Coding region: 1-645 (214 amino acids)
Source: RefSeq, a predicted model, not a curated record
AUGAAGCUUUAUCCCAUAGUCGCUGGUCUGUCCUUGGCAGCCUCGUGGAUGUCUGUGCACGCCACGCCGGACGCUGGAAUUUCAUUGACAGCCCCUGUUCAGGGUACUGUGUGGUAUUCUGGACGACCUCAACUGGUACAAUGGAGAGUAACCAAUGGAAAUGUGGAUACUAUUGAGACAGUGGAACUGAGAAACGGCAUGUCGACCAACCUUGAUUUUGUUAUCCAACUGAAUAUAUCCAAUAUCCCCGUCAACGAUGGCCAAUUCAUUUGGGAAAUACCCAACAAUACCGUCACCGACCCCAUGUGUGAGUUGAAGCAAGCCAAGCACAAUGUGUUGCUGUUGAAGAGCAACCUGGGGACGACUUACUCUGCUUACUUUACCAUUUUGGGGGUCGCUCCAGACACCACGAAUACCGCAACGGAAUCUCCCGUGAAAUCGCCGGCUUCCAACGCUUCUCAAUGGGAUGACCUUCAGAAAACCGGCCAUGCAGCGGCCGCUUCUGGUACGGCCACCAAGGGUUCAGUGGCUCCCAGUGGAGCAUCCUCAUCUUCUUCCUCCUCCUCUUCCUCCGCGACUCACAACAUCCUCGCUGUUAUCGUAACUACCGCUGGUGCGGUGGCUGCCGUGACUCUUUUGUUAUAA